Molecule: messenger RNA, 2718 nt
Organism: Callorhinchus milii (elephant shark)
Lineage: Eukaryota; Metazoa; Chordata; Chondrichthyes; Chimaeriformes; Callorhinchidae
Gene: c9orf72
Product: C9orf72-SMCR8 complex subunit
Exons: 10
Coding region: 407-1792 (461 amino acids)
Biological process (GO): autophagy; endocytosis
Cellular component (GO): endosome; autophagosome
Molecular function (GO): guanyl-nucleotide exchange factor activity
Source: RefSeq, a predicted model, not a curated record
UCAGCGGCCGCGGCGGCGGAGGGGCCGAGGAGAUCCCGCCAGCGGGGAAAAGCGGGGACGUCCGUCACCAUAGCAACAGCCCGUACAGUCGGAAAAGACGGGAGCCCCCGGGAGCCGGGUAAAUACCGGGUAUCAAUCAGCGAUCGUCAACAACCGGGUAAAAACACUGCAACCCGGGGGGUAAAAAUAGUCAGCGGGUAACAGUCCACAGCAGCAAAGCCCACACAGUGAGUGAGAAAGAACAGGGCAAGAAGUCAGUGUAAAAUCAGGGCAGACGGUUCACCGCAGAGAAACACAUAGAAUCAGCCACACAGACAUCACAAACAAACCCCGGGGGGGAACACCGGGCUCUGCUUACAAUAGGUGUUGUGUUGAGUAUGCCAGCAGGGAAGACUUAUUUGCAGAUAUGUCUUCUUCUUGCCCACCACAAUCUCCAGCUGUUGCAAAAACAGAGAUCUUGCUGGAUGGUGAAUCACCAUUGGUAGCUGCUACUUUUGCUUAUUGGGAUAACAUUCUUGGUCCAAGAGUGAGACACAUCUGGGCGCCAAAGAAUGAACAGAUGCUGCUAAGUGACGGAGAAAUAACAUUUCUGGCAAACCACACACUAAAUGGAGAAAUUCUUCGAAGUGCCAAAAGUGGUGCAAUUGAUGUCAAAUUCUUCGUACUUGCUGAAAAGGGGGUAAUCAUAGUGUCAUUAAUAUUUGACGGCAAUAUGAAUGGUGACCGGAGUACUUAUGCACUAUCAGUCAUACUGCCACAGUCUGAACUUAGCUUCUACCUACCUCUGCACAGAGUAUGUGUGGAUCGACUGACACACAUUAUUAGAAAAGGAAGGAUAUGGAUGUAUAAGGGGCAGAGCAUAAUUUCCUUCUUAACAACAGAAAUCACUCCUGUUAUGGAAUUAUUUUCAUCUAUGAAAGCGUAUGGCGUUGUGGAAGAAGUUCAAAUCAAGGAGACUGUGCUGAAUGAUGAUGAUAUUGGAGAUAGCUGCCGUGAAGAUUUCCUGCACAAAGCCAUUAGCUCUCACCUACAGACAUGUGGAUGCUCUGUUGUUAUCGGAAGCAAUCCAGAUAAAGUAAACAAGAUGGUCCGCACUCUGUGCCUCUUCCUGACUCCGGCAGAACGGCAGUGCUCACGACUUGCCAAUGCCAAUGGCUCUUUCAGAUAUGACCCAGGUCUUUUUGUUCAGGGCCUCUUAAAGGAUGCUACUGGUAGCUUUGUGUUGCCUUUCCGUCAAAUUAUGUACGCUCCAUACCCAACUACACACAUUGACGUAGAUGUUAACACAGUGAAGCAGAUGGCCCCAUGCCAUGAACAUAUCUAUAACCAGCAGCAUUACAUGACAUCAGAACUUAUAGUACUUCAAAAGAUUGCAUCAGAAGACGACAUGAUUCCUGAUACUGUAAUUCAUAUGGAUGAAAGCUUUACACCUAAUCUGAAUAUCUUCCAGGAUGUGAUGCAUCGAGACACAUUAGUGAAGUCAUUUUUAGAUCAGAUUUUUCAGCUGAAGUCUGGUUUAUCCCUGAGGAGCAUUUUCUUGGCACAGUUUCUUCUUGUUCUCUACAGAAAAGCUCAAACAGUGAUAAAAUACAUAGAGGAUGAAACUCAAAAGGGAAAGAAGCCUUUCAAAUCACUGCGAAAUCUGAAGACUGACCUUGACCUUACAGUAGAGGGUGACUUGAGCAUUAUUAUGGCCUUGGCUGAGAAAUUAAAACCUGGCUUGCACUCAUUUAUUUUUGGAAAGUCUUUCUACACUAGCGUGCAAGAACGAGAUGUACUAAUGUCACUUUAAAUAUAAAUGAUAUGAAUUGUACUUUAACAUGAAUAAUUGUUUGCAUUGCUUAUUGCAAAUAGCUGCUUUACGUCUUUAAAUGUGCACUUUUCCUCAAUUUCACAAGGAAAGAACAGAAUUACUUUAGAACCCCGUUAUAACUCACUUUAUUAUAAUGCUUUAACAUGCAGAAAAUAUCAAAGGCGAGCUGUUAAAUAAUCCUCGCAUUUGAUAUAGCACCUUUCAUGUCAGGAGGACACCUCAAAGUGCUCCACAGCCAGCUAUUUGUCUUUCUUCAAACCCGCCGGUGUUUUGAAGUGCCACUGGAGCCAGUUGCCCGCUGCACUUGUGCGGUGAAUGUGGGAGCACUAACCAGCAAUCGUGCCCCAUUAUAUAACGGGUUAGUAUUUUACUUUUAUAACUAUUACAACUGGGCUCUACUGUACUGAAAACCAAGCUAUUACUGGGGAAUAUUUUGAAAUUAAAAUAGGCUACCUGCUAAUGUUGUAUUGAAAUGUUAUUGUCUUGUUUCAUACAACUGUGAAAAAGUAAAUUGUUGAGUAAACUGUAUUUGGUUAACAUCAACAUCGGAAAACCUUGGUCAUGUAUAAAGAAUCUGUCUUGGAUUUUAUACACACCUAUCCUAUUUUACACAAGCCUCAACCCUCUUCACCCUCCUCAGCUUCCACCCUCACAUUUACCCAGCCAGAAUUAUCAAGCCCUUUAGGACGUCAUCCCAAAAUGAAAGGCACGAUAUAAGUGUAAAUUGUAUUGCAAAUCAAAAUGUACUUUUGUUGUGUGCAGAAGUUCUUGCUCAUGUGGUUUCAAGCAAUUGUAUUAGACAUUUCAAAAUAGGUCUCGCCCAAGCUUAUCUCUCUUUUCAUUUAAUUAUUGAAAUUUAAGUAUUGAAAUACAACUACAGAAUUAAAAUACUUCACAUGAAUAAA